AUGUCUACAACGAGGAAUUCACUUCAAACUAAUUUGAAUAAACUAUUGCGACAAUACCAAAAAGCCCCCCACGCUAUCACCGGAGAAUCCCCAUCCAAGCUGUUUCUGGGACGCAAUGUGCGCACCCGCCUCGAAAUAGUGAGGCCACAAGAUGUCAGUACCAGAAUUUCGCAGAAGCAACAAAUAUUUAAUUCCUCCUUCCGGGAAUUACAGUCAGGACAACGAGUUUACUUCCUUUCAGGGAAUUCCCGCAUGGACAAUUCCUACAAUCAAAUCCUGUCAUUUUGUAAUUCUAAAAACACAACAAUAUUACUGGCGACAAAUGCGCAUAGACGUAGCAAUGAUAUGCGUAAUCCAGUAUUAAGUAACAAGGGAUACAAGUAUAAAAAUAUAAUUGCGCCAUUAAUGUCUAAUAAAAAUAUAAUAGCGCCUGGAAAAAAGCUGGAAGAGUGGCUACAUUCUAUGGAAAAAGUGAAUACUGGCAGCAUUUACAGUAUUGCUUGGUCUAGCGAUAGUACACAAGUAGCUAUGGCAUGCGGUAAUGGAAAACUUUUGACCGCACAUAUUAUAGACAGGAGAUUGGAAUGGGAUAAUUAUGAAGCCAUGUUGAUAAGGAGAAAAGUGAUUGAAGUUAAAGAAGUUGGCAACGAAGUUCAUGAAGUAUUAGAAAUCUCCGAUCGUGUCGUGCACCUCGAAUUUGGCUUUGGUCAUCUAGUCGUUAUUACGCCUGCACAAUGUCAUAUCUAUUCAGUGACUAAUUGGAAUACACCGGCAAUAUUUAACUUGAAAAGAAGCAUCAUCUCUGCUGUACUUCUUGCAGAAAAGCAUUUUCUAAUUGUGGAGUUCAAUACUAUGUCAUUGUACAAUUACCAAGGUCGUUUAUUGGGUACUCCAAGAUGGAAAGGAUUUACUGAAGAACCACUGUAUACUCCUUGCUUAUCAUUGUGUGCAGAUACCUUGGUCAUAAGGAAUCAAACUAAUGAAAAAUUACUACAUAUCUUGGAGAUAUCUUAUAACAAGCCGAUAGUAGAGGGUCAAUCAUAUUCACAUCUGCACGGUGUGAUGCAACUGGCACUAAGUUAUAUUAGCAUAAAGGAUCGACACACACAGUUAGCAUUAAUAGAUGUCAACAAAGAUCUGUUUUUAAUUGCAAUAAGGACUACAGGUUUCGAGAGAGUUUGCAAAAUAGCUGCAAUGGCGCAAAAUAUUGUAUGGGCAACUGAUGCAAAUGUAUUAGCUGCAAUGCUAGAUACUAAUUUGUCGGUAUGGUUAUGUCCUAAUUGUGUUCAUUAUAGUGAUCGCAAAGUGAUACGGCGAACGCGAAUUGAUAAAGAAAGCAGUGAAUUUGGAAAACAGCCCAGCAUUGUCAGUGUUCGUAAUGGCAUGGUCAUGGUUAGACGUGGAGAUGGUGCUAUUGUGGCUACCUUAUUUUAUAAUUUAUUUAAAAACUUAUAUGAACAUACAUCAAACAAAAGAUUGAAAGAAGCGCUUUCUAUUUGUCGUAUAGCUCAGAAUGAAAUAUUGUGGACUUGUAUGGCUGUCAUGGCAACUGAUAAUAAAGAACUUCACGCUGCCGAAGAAGCAUAUGCAGCAAUAGGCAGAUUUGAUAUAGUAGAUUAUAUCAAAUACAUUAAGAGUUUGCCUAAUACUACAGAAAGAUGUGCAGAAAUGGCACUACUGGCGGGAGAUUUGUUGGCAGCAGAAGGUAUAUUAUUACAAAGUGGCCUGAUUAAAGAGGCUAUACACAUCAACCUUGAAGUUUAUAAUUGGAAUAGGGCUUUGGAAUUAGCAAUAAGACAUAAAAGGCAACUUGAAGAGGUUCUAAAUGCGAGAGCAAAAUAUUUACACACUAUUAACAAAAAUGAAACAAACCAAAGUUUUCUUACACAUAUAGAAAAUAUUUCGACACCACAAUUGGCGAAUAAAGAAAGCAAUGAAAAGAAAAUUUAUGUCAAAAAUGAUGUUGAACAAAUCGAUGUUAAAUAA
Messenger RNA from Formica exsecta, 1986 nucleotides. Its product is annotated as intraflagellar transport protein 80 homolog. Gene Ontology annotation, cellular component: centrosome; cilium; intraciliary transport particle B. Lineage: Eukaryota; Metazoa; Arthropoda; Insecta; Hymenoptera; Formicidae. The coding region runs from base 1 to 1986 and encodes 661 amino acids. The record is from RefSeq and is a predicted model, not a curated record. Gene Ontology annotation, biological process: cilium assembly. Gene Ontology annotation, molecular function: protein binding. The transcript has 12 exons.